GAACGAUGCGAUUCCUAUCAGCAGUUGCCCUACUGGGGCUGACGAUCGUCAGCGUCGUUGCCUGCGUCUCCGGCGAGGUAACGAUUACACGUCUGGAAGAUAUCAACUGGGCUGAGGUGCGUCCGGUACAGGAAAGCCCCUUGUUCAAGGCUAAGCGAGCGGCCAGCUUCGUCGAACGGUAUUUGGAACGGGCGGCCCCUGCUCCGGAGCGCACUGGUCGCAUCAACAAUGGUAUCGUCGUCGGUCCGACCGAUGUGCCGUACAUUGUCGGUGUGCUGGUGUCGGUCGAGCAGGGCACGUACUUCUGCGGAGGUGUGCUGGUGUCCCGCACGCACGUCCUUACCUCGGCGACGUGUGUCGAAGGCCAGACGUCCAUUACGGUGCUACUGGGUGCGAGCGAUAUUACGCGCGCGCAGGACUUUGUCGUCGUGAGCCAUGUGCGGGUCCAUCCGGACUACAGUUCCUUCUUCCAGGCGAACGAUCUGGCCAUUUUGACGCUUUCCCGCAUGCCACGAUUUAACGAUCAAAUUCAACUGGCACGUCUUCCCCGCCGUUCACAGGUGGGUGAAUCGUUUACGAACGCUUGGACCACCAUCAGUGGCUGGGGUGAGACGGCUUCCAACACUGGCGAGGCACUGCCAAUGCAGCAGCUUCGUUCGGUGCGCUCGCAGGUGAUCUCCAACUUUAGCUGCACGAUCAGUUUCCCACUCUAUCUGAGAUCUUCCAAUGUUUGCACCUCAUCGGAUGGUGGAGCACCCUGUGUGGGUGAUGAAGGUGGUCCCGUAACGAUCGUGGAGGAGGACGGACAGUCGACCGUGAUCGCCAUUCAUUCGUACACGUACUCGCGGGGAUGCACACGCAGCUGGCCGGCGGUUCAUACGCGCGUCACCGACUAUCUCAACUGGAUUGAGAUCUACACUGGAGCGAGCAUUCUUGUCCAGUAUCACCACGUCGGAGUUCGCUUCAAUCCAAUCCAGAUACUCCGUAAUGCGCGUGUGCACGGUUGGGCGUCCCAUACCGCACCCCAGGAACGAGGUGAACGAGUACAGCCCGAUCAGGAACGUACGUCCCGUUACGACGUCAACCGUGGUCAGUGGACCACCUUCGUCACCCGCACAGGCACUGCCACUGUCGCCCGUGAUGCAGAUAUGUUGAUCGGUAAUGGUGAACGGGAACGAGACGCCACAGUUGAAGUUGCUCAUGACGUGAUUGCGCACCAGGCGCAGAUUGUUGAGAGUACAGACAGGAUGGUAAAGUAUUGUGCACUGGUGCUGCUCGCAACCAGCAGCCUGCUGCUGGUGGCGACUUCGAGUCGCGAGAUCCGCUCGGCGCAGGAUGUCGACUGGAGCAAGGUGAGUCGGUUUUACGACCCCAAGGCGGACGCGGUGCCCGAUCGUCGCAUCAACAAUGGCCAGAUCGCUAGUCCGACCGAUGCUCCGUGGGCAGUUGGGCUGCUCGUGUCGCUUGCGUCCGGUACGAGCUUUUGCGGUGGUGCGCUGAUUUCGCCGACCCACGUCCUAACGGCUGCUUCAUGCGUGAACGGUCAGAGCUCGAUUACGGCGAUGCUGGGUGCGAGCACGAUUGCGACGACGUCCGAUUUUGUGCCGGUGGCGCACGUACGCGUACAUCCGGAUUACAGCUCGUUCCUAGAGCGAGAUGACAUCGCAAUCCUGACCCUGUCGCGUCAGCCCCGCUGGAAUGAUCAAAUCCAAAUCAUCAACCUGCCGCGCCGCAUGUACAUUGGCCACUCGUUCAACAACUACGUCACGACGAUCUCGGGCUGGGGCGAAACCGGCACCAAUACGGGCGAACCGCUGCCGAUGCCGAACCUGCGCUUCAUCCGCAGCCCCGUCAUCACGAACCUGAGCUGCGAGCUGUCCUUCCUGCUGACCAACAUCCGCAGCACGCACAUCUGCACCGCGACCGAUGGUGGGGCACCGUGCGUUGGUGACCAGGGUGCACCGGUUACCGUCACCGAGAACGGGGAAACUUUUCUGAUCGGCAUCCACGUAUUUACGGCUUCGCGCUGCGAGCGGGGCCGUCCUGCCGUCCACGUACGGCUGACCGAGUACAUGAACUGGCUCGAGCUGAACACCGACACGCUGAUCCGACCAAUACGCGCUGCUCUGUUGCUAAUGCGCGCUUUAUUUCGAGGGAAGACGUCGACGACCACAUCACCCAGACGAGACAUCAUGGAGCUAUCCUCGGUAGUUCGUACCAUUUUGGUAGGUUUGUGUGUGAUUGCAGUGGUUGCUGGCAGUCCGGUGCCGGAUGGGCCAGAUCGGCGCAUCAACAACGGGAUAGAGGCAGGCCCUACCGAUGUACCGUGGGCGGCCGGUGUGCUCGUGACGUUCCCCUCCAAUACGUACUUCUGCGGUGGGACCCUGAUCUCGCAGCGCCACAUACUUACCUCAGCGAACUGUGUCAAUGGCUACCGCACCAUCACGGUAAUGCUUGGUGCACACGAUAUGACCACGGUGCAGGAAUUUAUCACCGUCGCCUCCGUACUGGUGCACCCGGACUUUAGCUCGUUCUUCUUCUCGAACGAUCUGGCCAUUCUGACCCUGUCCCGUCCGGCGCCGCUGAGUGACCGGGUACGCGUUGUGCAACUGCCUAGCCGUCUGUACAUUGGCCAUUCGUUUAAUAACUACGAAACGACGAUAGCCGGCUGGGGCCAAACUGGUCAAAGCACGGGCGAGGUGGUCCCGGUUCGUCGUCUGCUGUACUUCCGUGCGCGCGUCAUCACCAACACUAGCUGUCUGAUUAGCUUCCCGCUGUAUCUGAGCUCGCGCAAUGUGUGCACCUCGACCGAGAAUGGUGCAGCUUGCGUGGGUGAUGAGGGUGGUCCAGUGACGGUGACGGAAAAUGGACAAACGAUACUAAUCGCGGUUCAUUCGUAUGGGUUUUCGAUGGGCUGCGAACGCAGCUGGCCGUCGGUCCAUACGCGCGUCACCGAGUACCUCACGUGGAUUGAGAACAACUCGGACGCUGUGGUGAUGUGAAUAAAGAGCAUAAAUAGAG
Messenger RNA from Anopheles merus, 3021 nucleotides. RefSeq names its product transmembrane protease serine 9-like. The transcript is spliced from 8 exons. Gene Ontology annotation, molecular function: serine-type endopeptidase activity. Gene Ontology annotation, biological process: proteolysis. The record is from RefSeq and is a predicted model, not a curated record. Bases 6 to 3002 code for a protein of 998 amino acids. Lineage: Eukaryota; Metazoa; Arthropoda; Insecta; Diptera; Culicidae.